AUGACCGUCACCACCUGCCUGGCAGGAGAUGCACCGAAAGGCACCAGACUGACCUUUGAGACCUCUGGUAAGCUGAAAGGCACUAGCAUGGUGGCCACGCAAAAGGGUACCACCGUGUCCGUGGAGAAGCUCUUUCACAACCUUCCUGUACGGCGGCGAGAACUCGAGAGAAAUAUAAAAAGGGAAUGGCACAAGGUUAUCUCCCUGCUCAACCAGUACGCCUGUAUCAAGACGGAUACCAAGUUCUCCGUCUCGCAGCAGCCCACAAAGGGAAAGCGCAUCAUCCUCUUCUCGACCAAGGGAAACCCGACAACGCGUGACAAUAUCAUCAAUAUAUUUGGUUCCAAAACCAUGUCAGCCCUCAUCCCUCUGGAUAUGCAGAUGGAAAUGCAACCCUCGACCCUGAGCUCGGCACUUCAAUCUACCGUCGACACUACAAAAAUCUCAAAGGACGUCCGAAUCGUCGGUCACGUCUCGCGGCCUGCCCAUGGCGAUGGGCGUCAGACGCCAGACCGCCAAAUGUUCUUCAUCAAUGGGCGACCUUGUGGACUCCCUCAGUUUGCUAAGACCUUCAAUGAAGUCUACAAGUCGUAUAAUUCCACCCAAUCACCCUUCAUCUUUGCCAAUAUCCAGCUCGACACCCACAUGUACGACGUCAAUGUCAGCCCCGACAAACGCACCAUCCUUCUACAUGACCAGAACCAGCUGUUGGAUAGCCUUCGCAGUUCUUUGGUUCAACUCUUCGACUCCCAUGACUAUUCCCUUUCUUCUACCCAGCCCACACGUCCCAAGCAAGCUUCUGCGUUUGGAAGCCAGCCAUGGCCGCCUACAGCAGGAACCCCGGUCAUGUCCAAGACGGUUGAUAAAGUGAACGAGCACGAAAUGUCUCCAGAUCCAUCUCCGGAUAGGACAUCCCAACCUGACAGCUCUUCAACAGCGAAGCACAGAAUCCCGACAUUGGCAUCCCGAGCGCAGUCCUCGCCCAGUGCGAUGGUUGGUGCGAACCAAGCCAGCAACCUCUUGAGCCGAUGGCUGGAUAGAAACGGAGCGGUUGAGAAGUCUACCACUUCAAACCCAGACGCACGCCAGGACCAAGGAUCAAGUCCUGGCUCUCACUCGGGAGGUGAAAGCGAGUCGGCCAAAGGUGCUUACAUGGAAGAACAAGAAAGUGGUUCUGAAGAGGAAGAGGAAGGGAACAGCAGAGAUGACAUUGAGUAUGACAGUGGGAACGACAGCGAAAACGGCAGUGAAAUCUCUGAGGAAGAGGAAGAUGAAGAUGAACACGAGGAGGGUGGUGAAGAUGUGGAUGCAUCCAAGGGUCGACCAUCGAACACAGGAAAACCAUCGUUUGGCUCUACUCUAUCCCAAAGGUUCGCCGCAUGGGAAGCGGGUAUCAAUUUCCCUGCACAAACGCCGAAGACGAAAGCCAGAAUUCAAAUCGGCAAGCUGGAUACCAGCGAUGGCGAUGAAACCCCACAGUCAUCUUUGAAGGAUACAGCUGCGCAAUCUGAAGCAGAAUCUAAUUCGGAGUACGAGGAGCCGCCUUCUGAUGCUGAGUUGGACGCCGGCAGUGAUCACGGGGAACAAACAGAAGAUGGAGCUCAUGUUCAUCCGGUCGGCGAAAGCAGUCAAGUUGCAACUGGCAUGAACCAGUCCGAGGCUAUCAAGCCCGAGAUUGCAAACGCACGACCAAAGGUACUGGAUUGGGGGUCACGGCAGAAGAAUUCCACUCUACAGAUGGUCCAAACGCUCAAUCUGGAUGAAGAUGCAGUUCAUUGUAGAAUGAACUCCUGGCUAAAAAGCCAACGCCCUCGGAUCCUUGAGACAGCUGAUGAAGUUAAAGUGGAGGACAUCACGGCUGCAGACGCAGAAUCUAAGCUGUCGCUCAUCAUCUCCAAAUCAGACUUUUCCGAUAUGCGAGUGGUCGGCCAGUUCAAUCUGGGAUUCAUCAUAGCUGUUAGACCAGGUCAAAUUGGCAACGAUGGUACUGGUGGUGGAGCGAAAUACGAUGAGCUCUUCAUUAUCGAUCAGCACGCUUCAGAUGAAAAGUACAACUUUGAGAGGCUCCAGGACGGCACUGUGGUCCAGUCCCAACGCCUCGUGCGCCCGAAGCGGCUAGAGCUGACGGCCCUAGAGGAAGAAAUUCUGAUGCAGAGCAUUGAGGCCAUUGAAGCAAAUGGGUUCAAGGUUGAGGUGGAUACAUAUGGCGAGUGGCCCGUCGGGUCGCGCUGCCUGCUUACAGCCCUGCCCUUGAGUCGCGAAACAACUUUCAACAUUGCAGACCUCGAGGAACUCAUCUCGCUCCUUGGGGACGAGUCAUCCGAAUCUAAGCACAUACCUCGACCGUCCAAGGUCAGAAAGAUGUUUGCCAUGAGAGCUUGUCGGAGCAGUGUCAUGAUUGGCAAGCCCUUGACCAGAAACCAGAUGUUCAACCUGGUGGGGCAUAUGGGUGAACUGGACAAGCCUUGGAACUGUCCGCAUGGCCGCCCUACAAUGCGGCAUCUAUGUCGAAUUCAGACGUGGGAUGAGAAGGGCUGGGCUGAUGAUUCCGAUUCUGUGCCAUUAGCCUCAUGGGCAUCCUACUAA
Molecule: messenger RNA, 2586 nt
Organism: Geosmithia morbida
Lineage: Eukaryota; Fungi; Ascomycota; Sordariomycetes; Hypocreales; Bionectriaceae
Product: DNA mismatch repair protein PMS2
Exons: 2
Coding region: 1-2586 (861 amino acids)
Biological process (GO): mismatch repair
Cellular component (GO): MutLalpha complex
Molecular function (GO): ATP hydrolysis activity; ATP binding; ATP-dependent DNA damage sensor activity
Source: RefSeq, a predicted model, not a curated record